Messenger RNA from Monomorium pharaonis (pharaoh ant), 1777 nucleotides. It is a transcript of the gene Rpt4, whose product is annotated as 26S proteasome regulatory subunit 10B. NCBI's taxonomy places the organism in Eukaryota, Metazoa, Arthropoda, Insecta, Hymenoptera, Formicidae. The record is from RefSeq and is a predicted model, not a curated record. The coding region runs from base 54 to 1235 and encodes 393 amino acids. Gene Ontology annotation, biological process: positive regulation of RNA polymerase II transcription preinitiation complex assembly. Gene Ontology annotation, molecular function: ATP binding; proteasome-activating activity; ATP hydrolysis activity. Gene Ontology annotation, cellular component: cytosolic proteasome complex; proteasome regulatory particle, base subcomplex. The transcript is spliced from 7 exons.
UGCCUAUCUACAGAAAUUCUGUCGAUGACGGUUAUACAGCAAAAUAAGUAAAAAUGGCGGUCACCAUAGAUUCUGUGAGGGAAAAAGCCCUUCAAGAUUAUCGAAAAAAGCUUUUAGAACAUAAAGAAGUUGAGUCACGUUUAAAGGAAAUGAGAGAACACCUCAAGGAUCUGACAAAACAAUAUGACAAGUCUGAAAAUGAUUUAAAGGCAUUACAAAGUGUUGGACAGAUUGUUGGAGAAGUAUUGAAACAACUUACGGAAGAAAAGUUCAUAGUAAAAGCAACUAACGGUCCACGCUAUGUUGUUGGAUGUAGGCGUCAAUUGGAUAAAAAUAAAUUAAAAUCUGGGACCAGAGUUGCUUUAGAUAUGACAACUCUUACUAUUAUGCGUUACUUGCCACGUGAGGUUGACCCAUUAGUUUAUAACAUGUCUCAUGAAGAUCCUGGCGACGUGACAUAUUCUGCAAUUGGUGGUUUGAGUGAACAGAUACGCGAAUUGCGUGAAGUUAUAGAAUUGCCAUUAUUAAAUCCUGAACUUUUCCAAAGAGUUGGAAUCACUCCUCCCAAGGGAUGCUUGUUAUAUGGCCCUCCGGGUACGGGAAAAACGUUAUUGGCAAGAGCUGUUGCUAGUCAGUUAGAUGCAAAUUUUUUGAAAGUGGUCUCAAGCGCUAUUGUUGACAAAUAUAUUGGAGAAUCAGCCAGGCUAAUUAGAGAAAUGUUCAAUUACGCUCGUGAUCAUCAACCUUGUAUAAUAUUUAUGGACGAAAUUGAUGCUAUUGGUGGCCGCAGAUUUUCGGAAGGGACAAGCGCCGAUCGAGAAAUCCAGAGAACCUUGAUGGAGUUAUUGAAUCAGAUGGACGGAUUUGAUUCAUUGGGUCAAGUUAAAAUGAUAAUGGCUACAAACAGGCCUGAUACCUUAGAUCCUGCAUUAUUACGGCCAGGAAGGUUAGACAGGAAGAUUGAAAUACCACUACCUAAUGAACAAGCUCGUUUAGAGAUUUUAAAGAUACAUGCCUUGCCAAUUGCCAAACAUGGCGAAAUCGAUUACGAGGCAGUGGUUAAACUCUCUGAUGGAUUUAAUGGCGCUGACUUAAGAAAUGUGUGCACAGAAGCUGGCCUGUUCGCAAUACGAUUAGAAAGAGAAUAUGUAAUACAGGAAGAUUUUAUGAAGGCUGUCAGAAAGGUUUCUGACAAUAAGAAACUCGAAUCGAAAUUAGAUUACAAACCUGUGUAAUUCUCGACGCAAUACUGUCAUUUUACAUUUAAAAAGUAAUGUUAGAUGUCCUUGUAUGAUCCAAGUUGGAUCUCAUUCAAUAUAUUGCCUUGCUAUAUUAUUUUAUUUUUAUUUUCUAUAGUGAAAUUAUAUUUCUGUAAAAGUUUACUCAACAUUAACACAUUAGCAGAUUUGUACGAUAAAUUGAAGACCUUGCAACGGAAAAUCUUACAACAAUAGUGGAAUAAAUCUACAUUUUGUAAACAUAGAAAAAAUAAACUGAAAUUAAACUAAUAGAAAAAGUAAAUUUUUUAUUGUUUCUACAAUAUGUGGGAUAUUAGCUCGCUGUUACCGUGAGGUCUUCAAUUACUAAUUUCAUAUAAUUUAAAACAAUUGAUGUAAAAUAAAUAGAUACAUUUAUGUCUCUCUAAUUUCAUUUGGUUACUGCAAAUAUAAUGUUUAUUUGCAAUAAUUCUGGUAUUAAAUACCAAGAUACAAAAAUAUCGAACAUAAUCAUUGUAUUUAAAACAUUUGUAAGAAUGUUUAUUAUAAUCUAAUCUGUA